Messenger RNA from Pyricularia grisea, 2228 nucleotides. RefSeq lists its product as uncharacterized. The transcript has 2 exons. The record is from RefSeq and is a predicted model, not a curated record. NCBI's taxonomy places the organism in Eukaryota, Fungi, Ascomycota, Sordariomycetes, Magnaporthales, Pyriculariaceae. Gene Ontology annotation, molecular function: acid phosphatase activity. Bases 425 to 1936 code for a protein of 503 amino acids.
CCUAACUACCUUAACUAACUACCUUUCACAUACUUUGACCCCCUCACCUAAGCAGUAUAUUGCCUCGAAUCAGUUUUCACCUAGUUCCCUCCCUCAGCUACUAGGCAGGGUUGUGUUGCCUUGGAAUUGACAUGCAACGACGGUGAGAGCAUUGCACAAACUUUCCUGUUUGCGCGGUAGGGUUGGUUGCCUGUCAUUCAACCGAAUGCUUCAACGGCCCGGCGAGACUGGCGUUAACUCGGCGAUGUCCCACUCGAAAUAGAUAUUGGGAGAUCGUUCGAGUCAAGCGACAUAAAAACUUCACCACAGGGCUGGCCCAUGCAAUACCGGGCAAACCAAGAACCAACCCUGUUCGUUUAAUUGACCGGAACCAAGCAUUCCCACAAUCAGAGUCAAUCGUCCACUUGGACGCGUACAACCCUCGAUGGGCAGCGGAUAUGAAUACUCCGCCCUUCCCGGCAACACUGAAAAGACGGCAUCGCGAAGAAAAUCAUUCGCGACAUUGCGUAGGACGUGGUGCCUACAAUUUGUUGUCAUGAUGUUCUCGCUGGUGCUUCUUUGUCAGCUUUGGUCUGCGUUGAUCCGAGCAACUCAUGCUGUUGAGCCUGGCCCCAAAGGGAAGUGCGACACGCCAGACAGGGGAUUCCAAUGCAAUAGCUCAAUAUCUCACAACUGGGGCCAGUAUUCCCCAUUCUUCUCACUUCCAUCUGAGAUAAAUGCCUCUGUUCCGUCAGGAUGUGAGGUCACGUUUGCCCAAAUCCUUUCACGGCAUGGUGCCCGAGAUCCAACUGCCAGUGCAACGGCCAACUACGCGGAAACAAUCGACCAGAUCCAUUCGUCGGUAACCAACUACGGCGAGGGCUUCGAGUUCAUCAAGGAUUACGAAUACACCCUCGGCGCAGACCAGUUGUCCGACUUUGGCCGCCAACAAAUGGUCAAUUCCGGGCUGCAUUUUUACAGUCGGUAUCGGACCUUGGCACGGAACAACACACCAUUUUUCCGCUCCGAUGGACAACAGCGCGUGGUCGAGAGCGGCCAAAAGUGGGCAGAGGGAUUUCACCAAGCUCUUCUGGGCGACAGCGGUAGGGCUGAUGGCCCCAAAGACGAGUUUCCUUAUAAGAUGGUCAUCAUUCCCAACGAGGAUGGCACCAACAACACGCUGAACCAUAACCUAUGUACUGCGUUCGAGAAUUCCAAGAUGGGAAAGGAAGCCCAGAAUGAGUUUUUGGAGACUGCCAUCGACAGCAUAAGAGAGCGCUUGAACAACGGUCUUGAGGGUGCGAACCUCACAACCAAGCAAGCGGUGCAGAUCAUGGAGCUCUGCCCGUUUGAGACGGUGGCGAACCCCCAAGCCACCCUGUCGAAGUUCUGUACGCUGUUCACAGAACAAGAAUGGGAGGCAUACGACUACCUCCAGACGCUCGGAAAGUGGUACGGUUACGGCAAUGGCAACCCCCUGGGCCCUACGCAGGGGGUGGGCUUCGUCAACGAGCUCAUUGCGAGGCUGCUCAGAAAGCCCGUUGAAGACCACACCAAUACCAACUCGACACUUGACAAGGACCCAGCGACGUUUCCGCUGGACAAAAAGCUGUACGCCGACUUCAGCCACGACAACGACAUGAUGGGCAUCUACGCCGCGUUGGGAAUUUACAACGCCACGGCCCCCGAUUCGGUCCCUAAGAAUAAGAGAAAGAGCGCGCAGGAGCUCGGCGGAUUCUCGGCCAGCUGGGCAGUACCGUUCGCGGCGAGGAUGUUUGUCGAGAAAAUGACUUGCGCGGGGCAGAACGAGGAGCUAGUCAGAAUCCUGGUCAACGACAAGGUGAUGCGGCUGCAGAACUGCGGUGCCGACAAGAUGGGUCGCUGCACGCUGAGCAAGUUUGUUAAGAGCUUGAGCUUUGCGAGGAGUGGAGGGCGCUGGGAUCAAUGUUUUGUCUAAGACGCCCAAGGUAGAUAUCCAAUGCUACAGCUAGAGCUGAGAGCAAACUUUGGCCAUGGGGAAUAAUGGUGAGGGUACCUAAAUAAUCCAUCCUCCUUUGAAAAAGUAUGCCAAUUAAAUUGGUAAUUGUACUUGAAACUUUGAGUUGCCUUUGUAUUUUGAUAACCACCAAAAUAGCCAACAGGAGGAACACGAACACGAACAGAUAUUUUGGUUCACCAGUAAGAAUUAGAACUACCAUAGGUAGUUAGGUAGACCAGUAUAGUCUAGGUUUAGAAUAGAGUUAGUACCG